CCGCGAUAGGAGCUUCAGCCGUCUUCAACCCCGCGACAGCAACAAUUAUUAUUACCUACUAAACAACCACCACCAUCCACAGAGCUGAGCUCUAGUCAACCGUUCUUCUCCCAUACCACCAACAAGAUCCAAGACAUCACAAUGCCUUCCAACGGUCGUCUCGCAGGCAAGAAUGCCGUCAUCACCGGCGCCGCAGGCGGCAUCGGCCUCGAAACCUCCAUCCUCUUCGCCAAGGAGGGCGCGUCCGUCCUCAUGGCCGACAUCUCGGAGCCCGCCCUCGAAAAGGCGCUAGCCAAGGUCAAGCAGCUCAUCCCUGACGCGGCCGGCCAGAUCGCCACGCAAAAGUGCGACGUCUCCAAGGAGGCCGACGUGCAGGCCCUCGUCGAGGCCGUCGACGCCUGGGGCGGCCUGGACGUCAUGUUCAACAACGCCGGCAUCAUGCACGCCCAGGACGACGACGCCGUCAACACCCCCGAGGCCAUCUGGGACCUGACCCAGAACAUCAACGUCAAGGGCGUCUGGUUCGGCUGCAAGCACGCCGUCCUCUCCCUCCGCAAGCACAAGAAGAAGAACGCCUCCAUCAUCAACACGGCCUCCGUCGUCGCCCUCGUCGGCGCCGCCACUCCGCAGCUCGCCUACACGGCCUCCAAGGGCGCCGUCCUCGCCCUCACCCGCGAGCUCGCCAUGGUCCACGCCCGCGAGGGCUUCCGCUUCAACAACCUCUGCCCCGCCCCGCUCAACACUCCGCUGCUGCAGGACUGGCUCGGCGACGACCAGCCCAAGCGCCAGAGGCGUGAGGUCCACUUCCCCAUGGGUCGCUUCGGCGAGGCCGUCGAGCAGGCACAGGCUGUCCUCUUCCUCGCCAGCGACGAGAGCAGCUUCGUCAACGGACACGACUUUGCCGUCGACGGCGGCAUGACAAAGGCCUACGUGACCCCCGAGGGCCCGGCCGCCCCGGCGCCUCAGAACAACGCCACCAAGGACUCGUUGUAGAUAGGUGCGGUAGAUUGAAUGAUGAACAACAUUUGAUUCCAAACUCCGGGUCAUGCUCGCUCCUAUAUACAGCUACACAUCCAACUGAUGCCUAGUCAAACUGGCCCUCCGUGUUCCCCUCGCCCAUCGACUUGCUGCUUGAGCUCCC
Messenger RNA from Emericellopsis atlantica, 1141 nucleotides. RefSeq lists its product as uncharacterized. The record is from RefSeq and is a predicted model, not a curated record. The coding region runs from base 142 to 993 and encodes 283 amino acids. Lineage: Eukaryota; Fungi; Ascomycota; Sordariomycetes; Hypocreales; Bionectriaceae. Gene Ontology annotation, molecular function: oxidoreductase activity. The transcript is spliced from 2 exons.